AUGGUCAAGCAGCUGAUGGGCGAACAUCUCAAAGAUGCCGAUCCGGAAAUCUACGAGAUCCUACAACGAGAAAUCAAAAGACAACAGCACUUUAUCAACUUGAUUCCAUCCGAGAACUUCACCUCUCAAGCAGUACUGGAUGCCCUCGGAAGUGUCAUGCAGAACAAGUAUUCGGAAGGCUAUCCUGGAGCACGCUACUACGGCGGCAACGAGCACAUUGAUGAAUCCGAGCGUCUCUGCCAGUCUCGAGCUCUCGAGACAUACAGACUAGACCCCGAACAAUGGGGCGUCAACGUCCAACCCCUCUCCGGGUCCCCGGCAAAUCUCUACGCGUAUUCGGCUCUCCUCAACUCUCACGAGAGGAUCAUGGGUCUCGACCUGCCCCACGGCGGCCACCUGUCGCACGGUUACCAGAUCCCGAGCAAGAAAAUCUCCAUGAUCUCCAAAUACUUUGAAACGUUUCCGUACCGGCUCGACGAGUCGACAGGCCUGAUCGACUACGACCGUCUCCACGAGAACGCGACGCUGUACCGGCCCAAGAUCAUCGUGGCCGGCACGUCGGCCUACAGUCGGUUGAUCGACUACGAGCGCAUGCGGGCCAUCGCCGACGACGUGGGCGCGUACCUCCUCUCGGACAUGGCGCACAUCUCGGGUCUAGUGGCGGCCGACGUGAUCCCCAGCCCGUUCGCGUACUCGGACGUGGUGACGACGACGACUCACAAGUCCCUACGCGGACCCCGCGGCGCCAUGAUCUUCUACCGCAAGGGCGUGCGGCGCACGACCAAAAAGGGCGACAAGGAGCUGUACGACCUCGAGAACCCGAUCAACGCGUCGGUGUUCCCUGGUCACCAGGGCGGGCCGCACAACCACACCAUCACGGCGCUCGCCGUGGCGUUGAAGCAGGCCCAGUCCGCCUCGUUCCGAGAGUACCAGCAGACGGUGCUCGCCAACGCAAAGGCCCUCGCCGACCGCCUCGGCGGGUCCGGGCUCGGCUACAACAUCGUCAGCGGCGGGACCGACAACCACCUCGUGCUCGUCGAUCUCAAGAGCAAGGGCAUCGACGGCGCCCGCGUCGAGCGCGUCCUCGAACUCUGCGGCGUCGCCUCCAACAAGAACACGGUCCCCGGCGACAAGUCGGCCCUGAAGCCCGGGGGCUUGAGGAUGGGAUCCCCCGCCAUGACGACGCGCGGGUUCCAGCCCAACGACUUCACGCGCGUGGCCGAGAUUGUCGACAGCGCAGUCGGCAUCGCCGUCAAGGUCGACAAGAACGCCCGCGCAGACGCACAGGCCCAGGGCAAGAAGAACCCCGGCGCCGUCAAGAGCUUUUUGGACUAUCUCAGAGACGGCACCGACGUACCUGAGAUUCUGACCUUGAGACAAGAGGUCGAGGAUUGGGUUGGUACUUUUGCUCAGCCUUGGAUCAAGGAGUGA
Messenger RNA from Exophiala spinifera, 1431 nucleotides. RefSeq lists its product as uncharacterized. Gene Ontology annotation, cellular component: cytoplasm. The transcript has 4 exons. The coding region runs from base 1 to 1431 and encodes 476 amino acids. Gene Ontology annotation, molecular function: serine binding; glycine hydroxymethyltransferase activity; zinc ion binding. Gene Ontology annotation, biological process: folic acid metabolic process; tetrahydrofolate interconversion; L-serine catabolic process. Lineage: Eukaryota; Fungi; Ascomycota; Eurotiomycetes; Chaetothyriales; Herpotrichiellaceae. The record is from RefSeq and is a predicted model, not a curated record.